Messenger RNA from Gadus macrocephalus (Pacific cod), 1231 nucleotides. RefSeq names its product purine nucleoside phosphorylase 6 (gene pnp6). Gene Ontology annotation, molecular function: purine-nucleoside phosphorylase activity. Lineage: Eukaryota; Metazoa; Chordata; Actinopteri; Gadiformes; Gadidae. The record is from RefSeq and is a predicted model, not a curated record. Gene Ontology annotation, cellular component: cytoplasm. Gene Ontology annotation, biological process: nucleoside metabolic process. Bases 250 to 1119 code for a protein of 289 amino acids. The transcript is spliced from 6 exons.
UCUCGCACCUGGGGUCCGCCGAGCAGCGCUCGAGGCUUUGGGUUUCUCUUUCUGUUCCACAUGUGAUUUGGACAUUUAGACCGUCUCCGCCCCCUGUCAUACCUCCAAGCCCGCUUGACUUAACCUACAGCGUGAUCCCUGCUGAGUCUCAUUAACCAGCUCAUUGCUUGCAAACUCUAUCCGGCUUUCAAAUUCCCUCAACCCAUCCUACUCGUCGCAUCUGUAAAACCAUCCCAUUGAUCAUCAGAUAUGGAAAACACGUCGCCCGCGUCCAAUCGGUGCAGUUACGAGGACUAUGAGGUUACGGCCGACUGGUUGCGAUCAAAGACGGCGCAGCGUCCUAAAGUGGCCAUCAUCUGUGGCUCUGGGCUGGGCGGACUGGCAGAGCUGCUGCACAACAAGGUCGUCUUCCCCUACAAAGACAUCCCACUCUUCCCCCAAACCACCGUGAUGGGCCAUCAGGGUCAACUGGUGUUUGGGACCCUUGAGGGCCAACAGUGUGUCUGCAUGCAGGGGCGCUUCCACACCUACGAAGGCUAUGACCUAAAACAGGUGACGUACCCCGUGCGUGUGUUCUCGCUGCUCGGCGUGAAGACGCUGAUACUGACCAACGCGUCCGGGGGCCUCAACAGCAGCUACAAGGUGGGCGACAUCAUGCUGAUCAAGGACCAAAUCAACCUGCCGGGCCUGGUGGGGAACAACCCUCUGUGUGGCCCCAACGAAGACAGGUUUGGUGAGCGCUUCCUCUGCAUGUCUGACGCUUACGACCCUGACCUGAUGGCCUUGGCCCAGCAGACGGCCGAGGAGCAGGGCAUCGAGGAGUUCAUGCAGAAGGGGGUCUACUGCAUGGUGAGCGGCCCCACCUACGAGAGUGUCACAGAGGGGAGGGCUCUGCGGACCCUGGGAGCUGACACAGUGGGAAUGAGCACAGCGCUGGAGGUGGUGGUGGCCCGCCACUGUGGCCUGCGUGUCCUGGGCUUCUCGCUCAUCACCAACAUGGUGGUGACUGAGUACGACAGCGAGCAGAGGGCCAACCACGCGGAGGUGCUGGAGACCACUCGCAGGCGCACCCAGGUCCUCGAAGGGCUUGUGACAAAAAUUGUAGCCAAGAUCCGGUAGGAUCUUGAAGAAGUGACCCCCUGAUAGACUGGUUGCACAGUCCGCAUGCAGAAAUGUAUAAAGCUGCAGCUGAUGUUGUGUGAGUUUUAAAUUUGCUGCGCUCUGCAGCACA